AUGAGUGGUAGUGCCAACUCAGAAAACAGGCUUCGUAUCGUGGUUGUAGGCGGUGGCAUAGCAGGCCUCGCCGCCGCUGCCGUUCUCCGGCAGAAGCACAACGUCGUUGUCUACGAUCGCGAUGCGGAAGACGCACCGGAGAGAGGUGCCGGGAUCGGCCUGGGGCCAAACGGGAGCAAAAUGCUCAAAAAGGCCUUUCCAUUUAGCCCCGAGAACGUCAAGGCUACGGUCUGCUCCGGCACGAGGACUUACGACAAGGAAGGAAAUCUGCUGAGGGAGGUCACCGGCGUUACGGAACCUUUCGGAGGCGAGUGGUUAUUGAUGCAUCGCCAGGACUUGAAGGCCGAGUUAUUGAGGCUUGCGACCUGGGACGCAGCCAAGCUUGGCAUUUCAGGGCCACCAGCAAGAGUAGUGCAUGAGAUGGAGGUAACUGAGGUAGAUAUCGAAGCAGGAAAGGUCACUUUGAAAGACGGGGAGGUUGUUGCUGCGGAUGUUAUAGUUGGAGCUGAUGGCAUACACUCCAUCGUCCGACAAGCCAUCCUCGGCGGCGAGUCAGAGAUGAUUUCGGCGGGUGUCUCAUUAUACCGCUUCGUAUACCCAUUAGAUAAAGUGAAAGAAAUCCUCGGGGGGCUUCCAGAUGCCCUUGAUCCCAAGGGGGGAGGGUUUUUAAACUUGAUGACUGCCAACGAUGAUUUGAACCGAAACAUCAUAUUCUAUCCAUGUCGAAAUUACACCAUUCUCAACGUCGUGGCUCGCGUUCCCGACAGCAUUCUCGCACAAGACAGCGAGACAUCAUGGAGCGCAGAGGGAAACAUAAAGGAGAUGUUAGAGCAUUUCAGUGAUUUUGCGCCGUGGAUGCUGGACAUCAUAAGACACGUCGACAACGUGAGACUGUAUAAAGUCAAAGAUGCAGAUCCACUAAGCCAUUAUGUGGGCGGGCGCGCCGUGAUAAUCGGCGACGCAGCCCAUCCAAUGACGCCCUUCCAAGGCCAGGGCGCGACGCAAGCGAUUGAGGAUGCCGAGGGUCUUCGGCUGCUCCUUCAUGACAGAGUAGACGCCAACAACGUGUUUGGAGUAUUGCAGACCUGGGAUUCAGUGAGGAGACCAAGAGCCUCACAAGUGCAGAACAACUCUCGUCACGUCAUGGAUAUGUCGGCGCAGGCCCAACUGGAUCGAAUGAGAUUGAAUUGGACGAGUGGGAAUUGGCACAUGGGAGGAAGUGCGGUGACCUCCAAUCACAUCUCCCGCCGAGGCUACGCCGUCGAGAAGAAGGCGGAGAACACCCGCUCAUAUACCGGCGGCGACCAGCCGCCCCCGGCCGGAUCGCAACAAAAAGUUCCCACACGCCCGAGCGAGGUUAACAACCGCGCCACUCUAUACACGAUCGGCGGCGUAGCAGUUAUCCUAGGCGGAUUUUUCGCCUUCCUCACAGGCUCGCCCGAUCGCGCCGCCGGCGUCGCAGACGCAACUACCCGCGGCGGCGGCGGCUCGCUACUAUCAGGACCGUUGAGCGGCAAGGAGGGCGGCGAGAAGGAUCUGGAGGCCCAUACCGGCCUUGACCAGAACCGGAGCACGGGUCUGGCGGGCCUCAAGAGCGACGCGACGAACCCUCACGCCCGGAAAGCGAAGAACUAA
Colletotrichum truncatum is the source of this 1635-nucleotide messenger RNA. RefSeq lists its product as uncharacterized. NCBI's taxonomy places the organism in Eukaryota, Fungi, Ascomycota, Sordariomycetes, Glomerellales, Glomerellaceae. Gene Ontology annotation, molecular function: FAD binding; monooxygenase activity. The record is from RefSeq and is a predicted model, not a curated record.